GCUGGAUCGACUGUGGCUGUGUGCGCGGAGCUCAGGACCUGUUAGCGUAUCACGUGCCACAUCCUUAAUGAAGUGGACGCGCGAGGGGCACCCGUGUGCGCAUGCGCCGCGUGUAAAACUGUAGUUGGAAAUGAGGUGUCCGUCUUGGAGAAGUCGACUUUUAAAAAGCAUCGGCAGCCCCUGAUAUGACGACUUCGCUGCUUGUGCAUCCACGCUGGGCGGACACCUUGAUGUACGUGUAUGAUAAGAGUCCGAAUGAAAGCGGGCCGAAUAAGAGCCAAACAAUGGAGGCACUGAGCGGCAAUUGCCCCGCGACCCACUGCAGGGACCUGAUGUCGCACCCCGCCCUGGGACGACACUCCGGCACCAUCGGCGGCGGCGGCCACCACCACCACCACCCACACCAGGGCUCCGUCUACUCGGAUAUCUCCUCGCCGGACCCCGCUCGCCAGUGUCCCGCCCCACAGUCUACGUCGGGCGCCUCGCUCGGCUACGGCUACCCGUUCGGGGGCCCCUACUACGGCUGCCGGCUGUCCCACGCGCACAACGUCAACUUGCAGCAGAAGCCGUGCUCGUACCACCCCGCGGACAAAUACGCCGAGCCCAGCACGGCGCUGCCCAGCGACGAGCUCUCGAGCCGGCCCAAAGAGUUUGCCUUCUAUCCCAGCUUCGCCGGCUCCUACCAGGCCGUGCCGGGCUAUCUGGACGUGUCGGUGGUGCCCGGCAUCAGCGGCCAUCCCGAGCCGCGACACGACGCGCUCAUUCCCGUGGAGGGCUACCAGCACUGGGCUCUCUCCAACGGCUGGGAUGGGCAGGUGUACUGCUCCAAGGACCAGACGCAGUCGGCUCAUCUAUGGAAGUCGCCCUUCCCAGAUGUGGUGCCGUUGCCGCCCGAGGUGAGCAGUUACCGGCGCGGACGCAAGAAGCGCGUGCCUUACACCAAGGUGCAGCUGAAGGAGCUGGAGAAGGAGUACGCGGCUAGCAAGUUCAUUACCAAAGACAAGAGGAGACGCAUCUCAGCCGCCACCAACCUUUCGGAGCGCCAAGUCACCAUCUGGUUCCAGAACCGGCGGGUCAAGGAGAAGAAAUUCGUCAGCAAAUCCAAGAGCAAUCACCUGCACGCCACUUGACGAGCUCGCGGUUCCCUCGCCGGAAAGAAGGUCGAGAGCAACCAUCAUCUCGGCUGCUUUUAAUUGAACUUGCAUCUCCGUCAAAACAACGCACGGCCCGCCCGACCGAUUUCAUUUGAGAGCCGAGCAAGUCUCUCAAAACUGUGAAAAUGCGGAACACGGACUCCAUAUUUGUUUUAUAUGACUGUACAUAUAUAAAUAUAUAAUAUUUAAAACGAUAUCUAAAGUCAUGAUAUUGCGUGAUUCAUUUUAAUGAUUAUUAUUAUUAUUGUUAUUAUUUUUUUUUUCUUGUUUCCUGUUCUCUCCAAACCAAAUCAGAAAAGGACCGCAAAAAACAUGACUGAUGGUGGCUUACUUGUUUUUUUGUUCUUUUUGUUUUGGUCGUUGUUGUUUAUUUUUUUUAUUUAUUUUUAUUUUUAUAUAUGUCGCCCCACAAACAGGAAUGUUUGUGACUGAAUGUCAGGUUUCACCCAAAAGACUCGAACAUCCUCAACGACAUAAAAAAAAAAAGUUCAGAAAAGAAAAGCGGUGUACUUUGGGUGACACGCGUUCUAUUCUAAUUCCCGCUGAAUUGAAAAGCGAUGAUCCUCUUCGUAAGUUCUUCUAAGCGCUGCGAUAUUGUUUCCCUGUGUAGUGCAAUGCCUUUUUAUUAUUUAAAUUUAUAUUAUGGCCCAUGUGUAAACUCGAGUAUAAGUCGUGCCUGUAUGUUCUCCUCUUUUAUUUUUUUUGGUUUAUUUUUAUUUUUGGUCCAAGGAGAAUUGUGUCACGAAAUCUGCAAUGAUUGUAAAGCAUUAAAGUCAGUGAGUACUACA
Molecule: messenger RNA, 1942 nt
Organism: Syngnathus acus (greater pipefish)
Lineage: Eukaryota; Metazoa; Chordata; Actinopteri; Syngnathiformes; Syngnathidae
Gene: hoxc13a
Product: homeobox C13a
Exons: 2
Coding region: 186-1130 (314 amino acids)
Biological process (GO): regulation of transcription by RNA polymerase II
Molecular function (GO): DNA-binding transcription factor activity, RNA polymerase II-specific; RNA polymerase II cis-regulatory region sequence-specific DNA binding
Source: RefSeq, a predicted model, not a curated record